AUGUCUACCCACGCAUCUGAGAGCGCCCUUCUGAAGGUCUGCCAUGCCGUUACCGAGAUCCACUACGCGAUGCCACACCGCCCCGACCCAACCACCACACCAGCGGAGAAAAUCAAGGAGUGGGAGGACAACUUUUACAAGACCCUCAACAUCGUCUACGACUACCAGGACGAGUUCAAAUCCAAUGUUUGGCCGCGCUACACCCUUGGCGCCUUUUAUGAGUUCGAAAAGGCCCGACGCAUCAAAGGAUACAGGGCCUCGCCAUUCAAGGUGGUCCGCAUUGCCGACACCGAGGAAGCCAAUCGUGCCGGCUAUGGCUUCGACUUGGAGAUGGUCGGUAAUGACCGCGGUGAGAUCCACCUCGUUCGGAAGAGGACGUCAAUCAGUGGUACUACCGCAAAGGCGGCCACAACAAACCACGAACAUGCCACCGGCGACGGUUCUGACAAGUCGCCCGCUUUUGGUGCGACGACUGCCGGCACCACCCAGACUACCGGCGGUGCGAACACCGGUACUGUGAAGACUUCCGGCAUUGCGAGGACUGCCGGUACGUCUAAGACUUCCGGCAGCGCGAAGACCGCUAGCACUCCGAAGAAGGCUGGCACCAUCACCGUGCCCCCGGUGGUGAAAGGCACUGCGAAGGCUGACAACGGCCGUCAGGCCACCAAACGUGACAAGGGAAAGGGUCGCGCAACUGUGGAGGCGACCACCGACGUAGACGACGACAAUUCCGAUGAGGACGUCAGUGAGAAAGGUGAAGGGGAGCCUUUGAAAGAGGUACGAAAGACACGCUCGGCCGCCAAGAAGGCGGUGUCUUUCGUCACCCCCACCACGCCACCCGUGUCCAAGAGAAGGCGGGCCUCAUCGGUGGCCCCGGAGCCGCCCAAGAAGACGGCGUUGACGCCGAAGAAGAGGGCGAGGAGUCGUGACCCGAAGCGGACUGCUGGGACGACUACCGAUGAUGGCGAGAAGAGGGUGUCCGGCAGUGGUGGGGACAAGACCCCCAAGAAGGCAGUCAGGCGAGUAAAUCGACCCGCUCACCCUGACCAUGUCGCCCCCGAGAAGAACUUCGAGCCAUUCCCCAACCGCAAAGGCCGCAUCCCGAUUUACGUGAUUCAAAAGAACGGGCCCAAUGCGCACCUCCGGUGUGAGCGGUGCAAGACCGGUGGUACCGACUGCCGGAUAUUCAUCUUCGAUGGGUCAUACUGCCAUGGGUGCCGCGUCAAGAAAGCGGCCUGUGACCUCUCGCCCAUCGGGCACGGUAAACUUGGUGCCGCGUCAUACCGCUCAUACCGGGCCUUCGUGCAGUUGGCAAACCCGGCGAUGUAUCCUGACCCGGUAAUGCUCUCCCGUCUCUUGUUAGGUCUCCAGGACUCGGGGCUCGUCGACUGGUACUUCGACUGCGACCCGAAGUACCACCUCGAUUUGCACGUGGAGGAAUGGAAGACCCCGAUUCAGAGGGUCGCUGGUGACGAGGAGGUGAAUCCGGAUUCCGAGGACUACCCAAAACCUCGCAGGACAAGAAGGUCCGGCAGGGCUGUAAAGCCGGAUGUUACCGCGGCGCGUCAACAAGGCAACGAGAGCGACGAAGACGAUGCAAGCAACAACGACAACGACAAUAGCGACGACGAAGACGGUCACCGUAACUCUUCGGAGCCACCGGCCAAGAAGAGGCGCAUAAGUGGACGGGCUAAGUCACUUCUCCAAACGCAGCCCCGGAUCCGUCCACCUUCGCCGGCAUUGGACCCCCGGAACCUGCCGCCUCCCCCUCCUGGUUUCAACUUCCUAAACAUUCCGUUGACGACUCGCAUUCCAGUCGAUCCUAUGCACGAUUUCCGCCCAGACCCCCACGCACCUCUUCCCGACAUUCACGCGACCAUGCGAGCGAUGCAACAGCAGAUGGGUGAGAUGGCGCAACAAAUUGCAACCCUCAAUGCCGCCGUCUUCAAUGCUCAAAACCAGACUGGAUUCCAAGGCGGCCCUUCGUCUGGCCCCCAAUACCGAGCAUUCCCUGGUCACGGAGGUGACGCUUACGGUAAUAACGCGGGCCAGGGUUACUACAACCCACAAGCUCCGAUCGCCGGCCCUUCAGGGCACAGUCACCACUACAUCCCCCAUGAGGUGUUGCAGUCCGCUUCCCCUGCCGAUCCUUUGCAGCGCGUCGAUCCUCCGUUGAACAUGGACUGGUCUCGGAUUCCAAUGCCGAUCGGGGUUGCAAAUGCCGAGUCCACUGCCAGGGGAAGCGGAAGCGUCGGGAACAACACCCUCGGGUCGUUACCGCAGACGGUAGUGUCCCCGGUAGUGAUGGGCCACUCCCGCUGCCAAUCCCUCCCGGUAUUGCCUCCUACGACCGACGCAUCUGCCCCAACCACUGCCGAGCCACAGCUCACGGCACCCGUCACCGACUCCACCCCUGAUGCCACUCAGCGCACCGUCUCCCCCUCCCCUCGUACUCCUGCCGCCACUAUUGCUGUCCAUAUCAGUACCGCAGGCACGCCCUCCGCUCUUCAGGGGGACGAGGAGAUGGACGAUUCGAUCGACGGAACGGCAAUGGUUGGUAAUACCGACGGCGACAAGGCUCAGGAUCGCGAUGGCACAACAACGCAAGCCGCUGACGCCUCCACUGCUGAUGAUGCCCAGGCCGCCGCCUCUAAGGAUGGCAACGACGUUGUCGACGGCCCAGAGGACACAGACCCUGACGCGGAAGGCGACCCCGACACCGACACCAGCCGGGAACAGCGCGAGGAGGCGGGGUCCAUUGGCAAAGGGUUCGAUACAAGUGGCGAUGCCGAUAGCUCGGUACUGGCCGGUAAUGACUCGGAAAUGGGCAAGGUGAACUUACCCAACGGCACCGCAGAGGGACAGGACAUGGACACAUCUGAAUGA
Messenger RNA from Epithele typhae, 2886 nucleotides. RefSeq lists its product as uncharacterized. The record is from RefSeq and is a predicted model, not a curated record. The transcript is spliced from 15 exons. Bases 1 to 2886 code for a protein of 961 amino acids. NCBI's taxonomy places the organism in Eukaryota, Fungi, Basidiomycota, Agaricomycetes, Polyporales, Epitheliaceae.